Fusarium poae is the source of this 489-nucleotide messenger RNA. RefSeq lists its product as uncharacterized. The transcript has 2 exons. Gene Ontology annotation, cellular component: nucleus; cytoplasm; TRAPP complex. NCBI's taxonomy places the organism in Eukaryota, Fungi, Ascomycota, Sordariomycetes, Hypocreales, Nectriaceae. Bases 1 to 489 code for a protein of 162 amino acids. Gene Ontology annotation, biological process: endoplasmic reticulum to Golgi vesicle-mediated transport. The record is from RefSeq and is a predicted model, not a curated record.
AUGAGUUAUUACUUUGCCAUCGUUGGCACUCAGGACAACCCGCUAUUUGAACAUGAGUUCGGCACCUCGAAACAGGGCGGCGAUGGCCAGUCGCGCUUCAGUGAUCAAGUCCGUCAUUUGAACCAGUUUAUCCUACAUUCAAGUCUUGAUAUCGCAGAGGAAGUGCAGUGGUCGCAUGGACAAAUGUACCUAAAAUGUAUCGACAAAUUCUUCAACAAUUACAUCUCAUGCUUCGUCACUGCCGGCAACGUCAAAUUCCUCCUCCUUCAUCAACCCAUCGUCCCGACUGGCACAUCAUCGCGAUCGUCAACCGCUAUCGGCGCCAACCCUACCAGCCAAGCGACAGAAGAGGCUAUUAAGCUGUUCUUUACAGAGGUGUAUGAGAAUUGGGUCAAGGCGAUCAUGAGUCCUUUCUACCGCGCAAACAUGGAAGUACGCAGUCCUAUCUUCAGGACACGGGUGGCAGCAGCAGGGAGAAAAUACCUUUAG